AUGUCAGCUAUACUGGGAUCUUUCAAACUCUCUCAGAAGAGGAAGGCGGAGAAUUUAAAGAUAAAGAAAAAACAGCGGGAGAUCAGAAAAGAGAUGAAGGCAAAACAAUUACAGGCAGAACAAAAUUACCAUUACCCACUUGAAAGCUAUAGUGGAGCCCAACAACAGUACUGUACACCUAUUCGGGAAGAGGACGCAUUUGAUGACUCACCAGAUUCUCGUGAAGUAGUAUUCGAUUCAGAGUUUUCGGAAUGGAAAUUCAUGUACGGCCUACCAGACAACACAGGAAAACUGUAUGUCAUCAGACUGUAUCGAUCGGAAAGGAUUCUGUAUCUGAACGGUCAGCCGAUGUCAGAAGAUCAAUACACUCUGAAGGAGCUGCAUGGCGGAAAGGUCCUUAAGAUCAACUUCGACACUGAUGGAUUCAAAUGCGAGAUAAGGUCUUGUUUAACAGAAAUGCCUGACGACCAGAAUCAGACCCUCUUUGUUAAUGGAAAUCGCAUACAGUUUGAUGACGAAGGUGACGAUUUUGAUGCCGAGUAA
This is a messenger RNA of Ylistrum balloti, 543 nucleotides long. RefSeq lists its product as uncharacterized. The coding region runs from base 1 to 543 and encodes 180 amino acids. NCBI's taxonomy places the organism in Eukaryota, Metazoa, Mollusca, Bivalvia, Pectinida, Pectinidae. The record is from RefSeq and is a predicted model, not a curated record. The transcript is spliced from 4 exons.